AUGGGCGAUGAGCUACUAAACGGAUACGGCGACUCCGUGCUAGGGCAGUACGACGGAAAGGCUCCAGAGGCUUCCCAAGGCCAGGCUGCAAUCACCAGUGUUGCCACAACUGAGAAGCCACAUCUAGCAAAUGGUAAAGUCAAUGGCGCCGACGGUACUGAAACCCAUCUGCGCAAUUCAGAACGCGACAAGAGCGAUUCCGAGGCCGAGACCGUCGUUUUGUCAGGCAAAGUUGACGACCAGAAAAAUAAAGCGACUAAGGCGAUAAAACUGGAGGAUGCUGAGUCUAGCUCAGAAGCGGAGUUGAAUGAUGCGUCGACGAGGCAAGGUCGCACCGCGCUUCGUAAAGGCAUAGAUGGAAGUCGCAGGACACCACUCAAAAGGAAACGUGGAGAAGAACUCCCAAACAACGAAGCAAACCAGCACGAGCGAAGCGCUAGCCAUGCCAGCUCUUCUAACUCCUCUCCUGCUCCUCGCAGGCAUUCUUCCAAGUCCAGCGAGUCGCAUUCGGAUCGUUCGAGGUCGUCACCGCCUGCUGAUGAUGAUCAAAAAGGGAAAUCGCGGAAGCGCACAGCCGCUGGAGAUAAGAAGCCGGCACACAAACAUCGAAGAUCAAGAGAAAUCACCUCAGACUUCAUUGAUGCCAUAGACGGCCGGGUCAGAAGAGGCAAAACCAAUCAUGACCAACGUUCGCAAAGGUCCGAAUCUCCUCAGCAACAGACAAAAUCGCGGGUCAGACCCACACAGGUCAACGCCCCACCAACACAUUUUGUAAAGAAAAGACGCAAGCCCGCUCCAUUGAACGUUGACCGCCGGACAAGAGCUUCUGAGGAUGUUCAAAUUGAGUCCGAUGACAGUAGUUCGGUCCACAGCCAUCGUCGCUUGAAAAGAUUACCGUCUGGCGCAAUGUCACCCGCCAAGAUAUCGCACAAAAAGAACCGUGAUCGAAAUGGGCGAACAUUGCUUGCCCGCGCAUGUAUGCAAGGAGUUGAAGAAGCAAGACGAUGGGUCAAUGAACGGCCUCAAGAUAUCAACGAACCCGACAAUGCAGGUAACACGCCAUUGCAGAUUGCAAGCUUAGCAGGCAUGGACGAGGUAGUUAAGCUGCUGCUGGAUACCGGGUGCGACAUAUCUUGCAGGAACAUAGACCGAGACACACCUUUGAUUGACGCUGUCGAGAACAGUCAUCUUGACGUUGUUCAAAUACUUCUCAAAGCCGGUGCAGACCCAAGACAGAGGAACGCAAAGGGACAAGAGCCAGUUGAGCUUGUCGAUUUAGACGAUGAAGUUGGUGGAAAAAUCCAAGCCGCCCUUCUCCAAGCAAGAAGAGAAAGUGACGGGAUGAGGAAACCAUCUGAGGACCACAGACAAAGCUCGGGUCGCGAUAUUGACACUCCAUCCGCCCUUGGACCUGGUGCAAGCCCCACUGGCAACAAUCGCUCACCGCCACCGUUCGACUUGGGAGGCAGAAAACGGGGGGUAAGAAGUCAGCACACGGAUGAUGCCCUUCUUUGGGUCAAUGCAACUCCACAGCGCCUUCUCGUUGAGGCGGGUAACGGCAACCUAAAAUUCGUUGAUCAUAUCCUGAAAAUGAGACCAGAAGCCGAAACUGACGCUGUACUUGCUGCUGUCAAAGGUGGACAUUUUGAUAUCCUUAAUCUGAUGGUUGCGAUGGCAUCUCCAGAUCCAGAUCCUGAACCUCUUUAUUCCCCCGACCAUCGCCAAGGAUUCAACACCCCUAUGCUGGCAGCGAUAGGCCGUGGUAGUCCUGAUAUUGUUCAGUUGCUUUCCAACCAAUCAGGUUUCAACCCAACUCGCCGCAUGUUCAAGGGCCUUAGUUAUUCGGAACUCGCAAAAGAGAGGAAAGGCGAAGCAUGGGAGGACGAAGUAGUGAUAUUGGAAAACGCGAUCCAAGACUACGAACAUCAUGGUGGGCGACGGAGCCAUACUUCUUCUCCCAAAAGGGUCAGAACAAAGCGGACUGUGCCAAAGGAGGAGUCGUCUGAGCCUUCAAGCUCUCCUCAAGAGCAUCGGAGGGUUCGAAAUUCAGAUCCUCAGAUCAAAGAGGAUCCGGAUAAUGAAUUAAAAAGGCGGCCUUCAUGGCAUGGUACAGCUGCAAGGCAACGAGGCAUCGAACACGAUCCGACACCUUCGGAUCGUUUGCCUAACCGAAUAAACACUCACAAAUCAAGGAUGGGAGACCAGCGGACUGUGGAUGUUGACUCUGCCAUGGCCCAUCAGCGGACCGACAGCCUCAAGCCGAAGCGUAAACUCAUGUCAGGGAAUGAAUUAAAGUCGGACCAGGAAGGUAGAAGAAGAUCUAAAGCUCCUGAAGACGAACAAAUGGAAGCUUCUCAAAGCGUUCGAAAGCCCAAGCAUCGCCAGUCGUUCUCCAAUCAUACAGGCCAGCGGGAUACAUUAGAGGAGAACAAAAGAGUUACUAAUAAAGUGAAGAAAGCAUCGUCAGAGGAGCCUGCGCGGAUCGCAGAAGACCCAAGCAAAAAACGUAUGCGCGUGAGCGUUAGUCCCCAGGCAAGCAAGUCAGAUUUGACCGAAGCAAGUAAGAAGAAAAAGCGCCAAAGGGUGAACUCACACGACAACGCCACUGAGCAAGAGCAUCCCAUCCAAGCACCUUCAAUACCUAUGAUUGGCGACAUAGUUUCCAGUCCAACCUCUCUACAGUCGCCUGCACAUGGGACUGCACCUGUUGCUUUUAUGGGCGCCUCUACUUCGUCUGGAUCAGGCCAGUCUUCAGCAAAACAAGAAUCGCCCACUGCGUUUACUUCACCCGUAAGCCACGCGGUCUCACAAAAGUCACUUCCGCCACCACCCGCUGCGCCUGAAAACUCACACAAUGUAGGGGGUAGACAUGUUGCCGGGAUUGAAAGAAUGGAAGUAGUUGCUACCGAUCAGCGGCGAAGUGAAGCAGAACGACUACAGGAAGAAGCGGUCAAGCGAAAAGAGGCAUUGCUGGAACGGCAAGAAAAGGAACUUCAGAAGCGUUUGAAGCGCGAGCAUGAAGAGGCCCAAUUCGAAGCCGAACGCCAGGCUCUUGAAGCAGAGAGACGGGCUCAAGCUGAUCGCGAAGCAGAAGAAGCACGUGUAGCCAAAGCAAAAAGAGACGAAGAGCUCCAACGUCGUCGGCUGGAAGAGGAACGAGCACGGAAGGAGGAGCAGGAACGGCGGCGGAGAGAGCGAGAAGAUCGAGAGCGGUUACGACGUGCACAGCAACAAGAGGAGGAAGCCAGGGCACGGCUGGAGGCUUUGCCCAAUGGAUUGCGUAGAGCGACAGAAAUAGGCCCGGAGAAGGCUCGGGACCGCAAGGAGAUCAAGAGAUGGUUACCGCUACGCACUGCCACUACCUACGAUUUGGAUCCCAGCUGUUCCGCAGAAGUUGCGCAUGAAGAAUGGAUUGUGAAUGUUCAAGCUGCACCGCUAUUGGCAAACCAAGAUCUUGAUCUCUCCCAGUACACAGCUUGGACGCGACUCAUGGCAACCUCACAUCACCUCGAAUACCUCUGGCGCCAAUUUCGGCGCCUGAUGGCCGUUGCUGUAUCCACCUCUUUCCUCAGCGCAAAAGAGGCCAUAGCCCUCGAAUACGAAACAAAGCCUAAGUUUUUCAAUCUCACAGUAUUCUGGAUCAAGCUGGCAGACUUCAAGGAUAUCGUUCCUCGGCAUCCACAUCUGAACGGAAUGAAUCUUGGCAACCAGCCCAUGGCAUUGAACUUCAUCUACAAGGGGCAACCCUCGACGCCAAAAUUGACUUCCGGUGAAAAUGGACACGCAGGAAGUCCGCUUGUCAAUGGGCAUCUGACCAACGGGGACUAG
This is a messenger RNA of Bacidia gigantensis, 3828 nucleotides long. RefSeq lists its product as uncharacterized. The coding region runs from base 1 to 3828 and encodes 1275 amino acids. The transcript is spliced from 2 exons. NCBI's taxonomy places the organism in Eukaryota, Fungi, Ascomycota, Lecanoromycetes, Lecanorales, Ramalinaceae. Gene Ontology annotation, molecular function: protein binding. The record is from RefSeq and is a predicted model, not a curated record.